This is a messenger RNA of Daucus carota subsp. sativus, 1329 nucleotides long. RefSeq lists its product as uncharacterized. Gene Ontology annotation, cellular component: cytoplasmic dynein complex. Gene Ontology annotation, biological process: microtubule-based process. The record is from RefSeq and is a predicted model, not a curated record. The coding region runs from base 803 to 1201 and encodes 132 amino acids. The transcript is spliced from 2 exons. NCBI's taxonomy places the organism in Eukaryota, Viridiplantae, Streptophyta, Magnoliopsida, Apiales, Apiaceae. Gene Ontology annotation, molecular function: dynein intermediate chain binding.
AAACAUAAAAUUUUAUAUUUUAAAACGAAAUAAAAAAGUUUAUAUUUUAAUACACUCGAUAUUAUAUAUUUUCUUUUUUAAUUUUAAACUAAAUGUCCAGUGUCCACUGCUUUCUGUUGUACCACUGCCGCCUGUCAGAGACCGCCUCGCUGAACCGUUCGAACCGCGAACCGCCCGAACCGCGUGAACUGCAUAACCCGUCAAACCCACCAAACCCGUAUAACACGGUUCCGGUUACCUUCUACACCAGCCCGGCCCGGACCGGACCGGACCGCCAAUCUUGACGUGCCGGUUACGGUUCCACCGGUGACGGUUCGAAACCCGUUUGAACCGGCCCGAACCGGCACGGCCCGCCCGUUUGGCCGGGUCUAAAUUUGCUAGUAUAUAUCUAUUUGUGCUGUUUUUACUACAUUAUGCAUUUGUGCUUUUGGGGAGUGGUCAAGAACCUUGUAUAUUUAAGUUUUUAAUACAUAUGUAUUCCUGGCAAGUUUUUCAAUUUUCACUUUUGAAUGAUACUCCUUGACAAAACUCCAGUAAUAUAAAAACAGAAGCAUCAUGCACCCAAAAAUGUGCGGCCUCCGUAUAGGGAGACUUAAAUAGUAACUUUGUCCCCUAUGCAUUCUCCAAUGCACACAAGCAGAGUAAAGUUGCCAACAUUUGAUAAUUGCAAAAAGUGGUGCUUUUUCCUUCUCUUUUAAAUUUCUGAUUCAAAUAUGUGAAAACAGCCCGCUGACUGAGUCUGUAUUUUGAGAGUUUUAGAGAGAGGGGGGAGAGAGAGGGAGAGAUUUAGUUGAGGAAUGAUAUGGAGGUGGAGGGGGGAUCAGCAGAGAAGGAACUAGAUAGAAGAAGCAAUUUCUUGAAUAGUCUAAUAAAGAAAAAAAAAGCCACUGAGCAAGAAGAAAAACAUGAUCGGCUCAAUGUUCGAGUUAGGGCCUCCGAUAUGCCCAUUUCGUUGCAAGACAGAGCUUUCGCUUGUGCUAGGUGCAACCUUGACUCCAUGUCCGGAAAGCUCGACAACAAGAGCUUAGCUCUUGCCCUCAAGAAGGAAUUCGAUACAAUGUAUGGCCCGGCCUGGCACUGCAUUGUUGGCACUAGUUUCGGCUCAUAUGUCACACAUUCCGUAGGAGGGUUUAUAUAUUUUUCGAUUGAUAAGGUUUAUGUGCUUCUCUUCAGAACUGCUGUGGAGCCUAUGGGCCAUUGACAAAUUGACAUAUUCCUUUGUCCAUUAGAAAGAACUUAUGUGAAAGCUGGACUUGUAUCUCUCCACUUCCUUUGCCCUUUUUUGUAGUAUGAUUUGUUUAAGAAUGACAACCGACUAUUUGUGUAUCA